CCGCAGGGCUGCUGCCGUUGCUGCUGUUGAGAGGCGGCGGCGGGAAGGAUGGUGUUUGCGCGGCCGGAGCGGCGGGCUGAGGAACGGCCGACGCAGCGGCGCUGAGGCAGCGUGGAGAAAGGCAGGACCGGCGGACGGAAGGCCACCCGAGAGCCGGUCCCGGGGGCGAGAUGCCGGGGCCUCCGUCGCGGCUGCUGCUGCUGCUGCUGCUGCUGCUGCUCCUGGUCCUCCUGGGCGCCGGCCAUGCCGGGGCCGCGCCGCUUCCGCAAACAGGUGCAGGGGAGGCCUCUGCUGCAGAAGUCCCCUCGUCUUUUGUGAUCCUGUCUGUGUGCAGUUUGAUUAUAUUAAUCGUGUUAAUUGCAAACUGUGUGUCCUGCUGCAAGGACCCAGAGAUAGACUUCAAGGAGUUUGAGGAUAACUUUGACGAUGAAAUAGACUUCACGCCACCAGCUGAAGACACUCCGUCCAUCCAGUCCCCGGCAGAGGUCUUCACUCUCUCAGUGCCAAAUAUCUCCCUGCCUGCCCCAUCCCAGUUCCAGCCUUCUGUAGAAGGUUUGAAGUCUCAAGUAGCCCGCCACAGCCUCAACUAUAUACAGGAAAUCGGGAACGGCUGGUUUGGGAAGGUCCUCCUCGGAGAGAUUUACACAGGCACCAGUGUAGCGAGAGUGAUAGUGAAGGAGUUAAAAGCCAGCGCGAGCGCCAGGGAACAAGAUGCCUUCCUGAAAGAUGGAGAACCGUACUACAUUCUUCAGCACCCGAACGUUCUGCAGUGUGUCGGACAGUGCGUGGAAGCGAUCCCCUACCUUCUGGUGUUUGAGUUCUGCGAUCUGGGCGACCUGAAGGCCUACCUGCGCAACGAGCACCUGCGGGGGGGUGCGCAGAUCCUGCUGCUGCAGAGGAUGGCGUGCGAGAUCGCUGCGGGGCUGGCGGCCAUGCACAAGCUGCACUUCCUGCACAGUGACUUAGCAUUGAGGAACUGCUUCCUGACUUCCGACCUAAACGUCAAAGUGGGGGACUACGGGAUAGGCGUGAGCAGGUACAAGGAGGACUACAUUGAAACAGAUGGCAAGCGAAUGCUUCCCCUGCGCUGGACGGCACCCGAACUGGUCACCAGCUUCCAAGACAGGGUCCUGACCGCAGACCACACCAAGAACAGCAAUAUCUGGUCCCUCGGCGUGACGCUCUGGGAGCUUUUCGAUGGCGCUGCCCAGCCCUACUCCAGCCUGUCCAACCUGGACGUCCUGCAGCACGUCAUCCGCGAGCGGCAAGAGAGGCUCCCCAAGCCGCAGCUGGAGCAGCCCCACUCUGACCGCUGGUACGAGGUGCUGCAGCUCUGCUGGCUGUCCCCCGACAAGAGGCCGGCGGCCGAGGACGUGCACCGGCUGCUCACCUACCUGCGCAUGCAGAGCCAGCGCGACUCGGAGGUGGACUUCGAGCAGCAGUGGAACGCCCUGAAGCCCAGCACGCACAGCCGGGACGCGUCCAGCAACGCCGCCUUCCCCAUCCUGGACCACUUCGCCCGGGACCGGCUGGGCCGCGAGCUGGAGGAAGUCCUGACCGUGACCGAGACGAGCCAGGGCCUGAGCUUCGAGUACGUGUGGGAGGCCGCCAAGCAUGACCACUUCGAGGAGCACGGCCGGGGCCGCCCGGACGAAGGCCUGUCCUACACCAGCGUCUUCUUCCCCGUCGAAGUGGUGGAGAGCUCGCUGACGGAGCCGGGGUCCGGCCAGCAGGACGACAGCGGCCAGGACGUGCCCCUGCGGGCCCCUGGCGUGGUCCCUGUUUUUGAUGCCCACAACCUCUCUGUUGGCAGCGACUAUUACAUCCAGCUGGAGGAGAAAAGUGGGGGCCACCUGGAGCUGGAUUAUCCGCCUGCCCAGCUCACGACCGAGCUGGAAAACCCUGACAGGACGGGCGCUGAGGCGGCCGCGUUCCCAGCUCUCCGGGGCCUGGAGCUCGAGGAGUCGAGCGUGGAUGAGGAUUUGUUCCAGGGCAGUGCGGCUCCCGGGGCGCCCAGCCUGGCCGAGGAGCUGCGGGUGGCCGUGGGCCCCGAGAGCCCAGCCCUCGGCCUGUUCAAUGAGCUUGACAAACCUGAGGACCGGCCCGGCCACCAGAGAAUAUUCGACCUCAUGGAAUUAGAUGGGAUGCAGGCAAACUUAAGGACAGUCUCUUUAAGCUCAGGUCCGAAGGAGCCCCAAGAACCGGCAACGAUGCCACCGCUGGAGAGACAAAAUCCCCCCAGUUUGUUUGACUGCGAGCCCCUCGGCUGGCCGGGAGACGUCGCGCUCCAGGACGGCCUCGAUCCCCUGAAUGUGCAGGAGCUGUCAGAAAACUUUGCGUUCCUUCAGGAAAAGAACUUGCUGAAGGGCUCGCUGUCCGACAGGGCUCGUCCGAGUGGUCUCCAGGCGGAGCUGCAGGCAGCGGGUGCCAGCAAGAUGCCAGCCGAGACCUCAGGCGGAAGCUCUGCAGACACCGAGCUGGUGUCGGCGGGCAGUACCUCAGGGGUGCCCUCCGUGCGGCAGAGCAGGGGUCAGGAUGCGGGCCCCUCGCUGCCGUCUUCCCCCGCGACCUCGCUCCAGGCUGAGGGAGAGCUCCCCGACCUGAAGCCCGGGGAGACCCCGCGCCCCUCUGCGGAGGGCAGCGUCCUUGGGGAGUGUCCCCGCCCGGAUGCAGAGCCCGUGGCCGUCCCGGCAGAGGGCAGCCCCGCAGGCAUGGGCACUGGAGCCGAGGACUCGGCCCACUGCGGCGAGGAGGCCCUGAAACCAAGCGCCAGCGGCGCUGCUGCCCGUGGCGGCCCCCCGGAGCGGAGCCUGGGCGAGGCGGGCCCAGGAGAGCCCCCCGCUCAGCACCUGCCGCCGCCGCAGCGCGGUUACCCCGCGGGAGCAGGCCUGGCAUCCGCCCUGUCCUCCGACUCCACCAGCCAGGACAGCCUCCUGGAGGACAGCGUGGCCACGGCCGUGCUGAGCUCAGAGCAGUCCGCCGAGACCCCCGACUCCCUGGACUCGCUGGACGUCCACGCGGCGCUGCUCGACUCGCUCGGCUCCCGCUCGCCGCAGAAGCCGCCUGCCCCCGAGAAGCCGGCGGACAGCGGCUACGAAACCGAGAACCUCGAGUCCCCCGAGUGGACGCUGCACCCCGCGCCCGAGGGCGCCACCUCCGGCGACGGGGCUCCCGGCGCCGCGCCUCCCAACCCGGUCAUUGUCGUCUCGGACGCGGGCGACGGCCACAGAGGCGCCGAGGCGGCCGUGCACGCGUGCUCCCAGGGCUCCUACCGGGACUCGGCCUACUUCUCUGAUAACGACUCUGAGCCUGACCGGAAGGCCGAGGAGGCCCCGGGAACCUCCUCCAUGCCGGCCUCGGUGCUGGCUGAGAGUCAGCCCCCGCCUGAGCCGGACAUCCCGGAGCCGAGAGCCCAGGCCCAGGACGGUGGCCUGGAAGCGGGGCCCAGCCAGCCAGACCCUUGCGGCUGCUCCUCCGCCCUGCAGGAUUCCGGUGACCUGGAGUGGAGAGCCACGCCGGAGCCCGCCCUGGCCGAGGUGGCUGGCGAGGCGUGUCCUGCGGAGGACGAGGCCAGCAGCCCCAUGGGCCUGUGGCACUCGGAGCUGAGCAGCAGCGAGGACUUGGAGGCCCCGGAAGAUCGGCCCUGCACGCUCGCCUCCACUGGAACCAACACGCACGAGCUGCUGGCCUACACGCACGCUGCGGCUGAGAAGCCCUUGUCCUGCCACUCCGAGGGCCCCAAGUUCAAGGAACCGGACGUCGAAGGCAAGUACCUCGGGAAGCUGGGCGUGAGCGGGGCGCUCGACCUGGCCGAGGACGGCGUGGACGCCGACGAGGAGGACGAAAACAGCGACGACUCGGACGACGACCUGCGGGCCUUCAACCUGCACAGCCUGAGCUCCGAGUCGGACGACGAGCCGGAGCGUCCCGUGCCUGUGGUCCUGAGCAGCGACGACGGCAGGCACCUGCGCAGCCUGCUCAAGCCGGCGGCGGCCGAGCCCGGGCCGCUGCCCGAGGAGCGGAGGGAGAAGAAGGCCGUCACCUUCUUCGACGACGUCACCGUCUACCUGUUUGAUCAGGAAACUCCUACCAAGGAGCUGGGGCCCUGCGUGGGAGAAGCACGUGCUCCCGAGCCCUGCAGCCCGUUGCUAUCCGCGGGGCCGCCCUGCCUGAGCAGGUGUAUAAAUUCCGAAAGCUCCACUGAUGACGAAGGUGGAGGCUUUGAAUGGGACGACGACUUCUCCCCUGACCCGUUCAUGGCCAAGACCACGAGCAGCCUUCUGGCCUCGCAGGCCACCCUGCAGUCCAAGUACUUCUCCCCGCCCCCUCCCGCCCGCAGCCCUGAGCCCAGCUGGCCUCCCCCAGCGCCCUGCUCCAGGUUCUCCAUCUCGCCUGCCAACAUCGCCAGCUUCUCGCUCACACACCUCACAGACUCGGACAUGGAGCAAGGAGGAAGCAGCGAAGACGGAGAGAAAGAUUAGGCAGCUGCGGUCAGCUCCGGCUUGUGGCCUGCGUGACCUGCCGAGAGACGUCCGCCGGCGUUUGCUGACAUGAGAUGUGGGGGAGGAAGCAGGAGGCGCACACGGAGGUGGCCCUGAGCCCUGUCCAGUUCGGGGCCUUCAGAGAGCCCGACUGGGGCAGGUCCCGGGUCCCCGGCCGCUUGAUGCGCUGCCACGCCGGGGUCCCGCUGAGGCUGGGCACAUGGGCUGUGCGUCUGUUCUCCGAGGAAGCCCUGUGCCCUCCCGGUACCUUAGCACAGGUGCCACGGAGGACGCUUGAGGGGAACGGUCACGAGUGAGCCAUAUUUAUUACUUUUCAAGAAAUCACUAAUUGCUUUCUGUAAUUGCACUGUGGAUAAAUGUUCUAUGAGUUCCCAAUAUUGUACAGAAUCUUAAAUUAUUCAAGGAAAACAAGGCAGGACAAGCUGGUGCCACCCACUUGUUUGAUUUCUUUCUCUGUUUCAUGGUUUGUUUGCCCUGCACGGUACUUGUAAAGCUUCAGAAUUCUGCGUGCCAGGCCAUCUUCCAGGUGGCUGGACUGCGCACAUGGCACUCACCGGCCACAGUGACCCUGGGCAGGACUGGCCUCUGUGCUGUCGUUAAUGAAUUCAGAAAUGCCGCUGAUGUGUUGUUGAGGCAGACACAUGUCUGUCUUGUGGCCUGGGACCUCGGCUGGCUCUUUCUCCCUGCCUCACCCCUGAACUCGGCUCUGGCUGCGAUGCCCAGGUCCCUAGCCCUUCCCCAAGGGCCGGCUGACAGCAAGACCACCACAGGGAGGAAGCAUCGGCGGGCAACUCCGGCAUCCGGGGCAGCUCCGUUCUCUUUGUUCAUGUCACAUCCUGUAUCUGACUUCGAGAAAGCAUCUUCAGGCUGGACUUUCUGCUCCGAGCCCCUGCAGGUCACAGCCUGGUGUGACAAGUGUGUAACCCAGCAAACACAUCGCAUCGCACAGCUGCAAGGAGGAACAGAGACGGACGGCAUUGGAGCCUGAGCGGCCACACAUGUGAGCCCGGGGAUCCUGGGCUCAGUGCCAUGCCUUCCCCCUGCUUGGAGCAGGCCCGGUGUGUCCCGGGCUCCGUUCUCGCCACCGAGUUCUGUGCUCAACUGAGGAACUGGCCAGCGACCAGCGUGGCCACACGUGGGCCCCUCUUCACACCGGAGCUACCCAGGGAGGAGCUUGGGCAUCGGACCGGUCUACGCUGCGACUUAUGACCUGUGUCUGUCCGGGCUCGCCGCGUGCUGCUCUGAAGCAAUAACUCCCCCGGGCGGGGGACUUGAGAGCAGAGUCCCCGACCCACCCCAUAUCCCCCCCCACGUGACCAGGCAUCCCGGGUUCUGCCGAGCACGCUGCCUCCUGUGCUCAGGCACCAGGGGCCAGUAUUGCCAAAUCCACCCUCUGGCAGCGGAGGCCUUGGGAGGGUUCCUGAGCGUCCGCACCCACCUGCCAGUCAGACCGCGAGGUCAGCCCAGGACACGGGGUGGCUACUUGGGAGCCGAAGUUUGUCCCCUGCACUGUGGAGCUCUUCACAGUAUCAUUCCCACUCUAUCUCAAGCCUGUGCGGCUCUCAUAAUUAAUUGCCAAAACAUUUUCUACAUUGAGUUGGGGGGUUAGAUCUGACUGUGGUCCCGCAUGGACUUACAUUUGUAAUGAACCACAGUUCACACUCUUCUGAGAUCACAAGCAAUACCCAUGAGAUUUAACCAAGUCGUUGUUUCCUUGUCGCCAGCCCUGUCUUGGACGGCCAGCAUGUGGCCUUGUGACCCGAUUCAGUGUUGCAGCCCCUUACCCAGCCACGGGGAGCCAUGCAAGACAGCUAGCUGGCCGCCCCUUCCGACUGCCCGGACCUGUGUCAGUGCUUGUCACAUGGUGGUUCCCAAUCCCAUCACCCAGGGCCCCUGCCCUCCGCCCCCUCAGUACGUGCUCAUCUGCGACCUCCAGCGGCCCAGGCAACAGCCAGGGAGGAGCCGAGACCCUCCGGGGGGCUAGCCCCGAGCCCACCCCGUGGAGACUGCAGAGUCUCCCACCGGGAUGCACAGGCCCGAGGGGUCCCGGAGAGGUGCCUCUGCCCCGGCGGCGGCGGUGGGGGUGAGGGCCCCACGCACGCGCAGCCUUAAAGCUACGACAGGCGUGCCCAGCUGCUUUCCCGCACACGUCCUCAGGGCGUGUGAGCACCGCAGGGCCACCCCUGGGCGGGAGCCAUGCAGCCAGCCCUGGCAUCCACAGGGCCCUGGGACGGGGUGUGUGAACCCUCACAGCCCCAGGCGCUGGCCCUGUCAUGGCAAUAGAACAGUCACUGACCUUCAGUUUAAAUUGUGUACAUUUUUAAAAUUGUAAGAUUUUUACUGUAUAUUGAUGCAUAGUGUGAUUCGAUAAAUUGCUUGUAAUUUAAAAACUAUUUAAUAUUCAAAAUAAAUAUAGUUAU
This is a messenger RNA of Ochotona curzoniae (black-lipped pika), 6922 nucleotides long. It is a transcript of the gene LMTK2, whose product is annotated as lemur tyrosine kinase 2. Bases 171 to 4481 code for a protein of 1436 amino acids. Gene Ontology annotation, molecular function: ATP binding; protein kinase activity. The transcript has 14 exons. The record is from RefSeq and is a predicted model, not a curated record. Lineage: Eukaryota; Metazoa; Chordata; Mammalia; Lagomorpha; Ochotonidae. Gene Ontology annotation, biological process: protein phosphorylation.